AUGACAUCGAAAGGUUCAGAGGCUUCGGCCUCUGAAUCCGACCAGGACGGUUUAUUAUCAUGGGACAUCAACGACUGCUUGAUAGAUUUAGAAAAAGAACUAGCUAUUAUAACGGAACAAGCACCGGAAGGAGAAGAAGCUAGAUACGGUGAAAGAUUGAUACAAUACGCCUCAGAAAAUUUAGUAACGGAAGUCCUCAUCCAUCCGGCAGUUAGCACCUUAGCUCAAUGCAUCAGAAAUCUUCUAAGCAGCUUCACCAGACACAGACACAUCAUUCAUGCUGGAUACACUUUCGCCGCAAAUGGUUCUUGGAUUUUACAAGAUGGUACGUUCUCUUUAGUAGAUUUUUCCGAAGCCUUCCAAGAGAUUGAAGUUCAAAGAGUUAUCCGAGCUUAUGAAAACAGUAUAAGCGUGGACGUUCAUUGCGCCGCUGAAGGCGAUUGGAUCAAACUGCCCAAAGAAUCAUUCUCCAAGCACUGUAAAGUUCGUUUAAAUCCAGUUGAUGUGCUGACAUCCGGAAGCCCUUCAAUCAACAACUUCCUAAAUUACCUCUCUCCAUUCUUAGUACCUGCCGAUGUUGAAUCUUUAUUAGAAUGUUCAGACGUUGUCGGAAACAUCAGAUUUUCGCAUCCAACCUUGUACAUUUUUCCUGGAGGACAAGGAGACGCCGCACUUUUUGGAAUAAAUGGUUUCAACAUGUUGCUUGAUGGAGGUUUUUCGCGGAAAGCUUGCUUUUGGGAUUUCGUUAGACAUUUAGACCGAUUAGAUGCGGUUCUUAUGACAAGACUUAAUAAUGGAAAUAUCUCCGGAUUGAGCGCCGUUCUUAAAAGAAAAAUGCAAAACGCUUUGUAUCCGCAAAUAGGGCACUUCUUUUGCAACGUACAGGAAAGAAAGUCGCUUUUAAGCCCGGAUGGGGAUAAAGAUAAAGAUCCUCUUUUAAUAAAUCUCCUCGAUGAAGGUCAAGACAUCAUUACCAACUUGAAAAAGUUAAAUCUUUCACCGCAGGUGUGUUAUAGAGACUCUGAGCCGAUUAAUCUUUAUCAUAAAGUGGGACAUGGUACUUUAGAUAUGUACGUUUUGAGUCCUUCGAGGGAUUCUAAGGAAGUUAAAGAGUUUCUUUAUAAAUGGAAUGGUAAUGAUCAAAAGUUGUUUGCGACGAUUCAUAAAUCGAGUAGUAAAGAGUUUCAAUUUCCUCUGCAAAAUCUUGUUUCAAUUUGUUGUUUACUCGUUUGGCAGCCAGCUAAUCCGGAGGAUAAUAUCACGAGGAUUCUUUAUCCGGGAUCGAGUCCUCAACAUAAAAUCUUUGAGGGUUUGGAUAAGCUAAAAACUUUGGAGUACAUCAAACAUCCGGUUUGCAGCGAAACUAAGCUCGUUUCAAGUUCCUCGAUAAUUGGGUUAAAAGGAAAACAGUUAAAAGAUUCUUCGUUGGAAAAGAUUAUUCAAGAACCGAAGAAGAUUGAAAAACCCAAAGAAAAAUUGAAACAAAAAAUCGAAAAUAAAGAUGAAAUUAAUGGAACCAUCUCGGAAGAAGAUAAAACCGUUAAGAAAUCCGAUUCGACCGACAGCGAUAAGAGUCAGAAAGUUGAGAAGAAGAAGCCUGAUGAUAAACCAACGAAACCGAAACGUGAAGAAAAGCCAAAACCGAAACCCAAAGAAAAACCGAGUGAAAAAAGAAAACAACCAAUAAAUAUGAGUGAGAAGAAAACAUCUCCUACCACGCCGAAAAAAUCCAUCGAAACGAAACUUAAUGGUGAUGCAAAAUUAAAACCGAAAAUAUCUCCAAGCGCAACCCCAGCGAAAAGUGCUAAAGAAGCAACGAAUCGUAAAGUGAUAGAGUCCAAAAAGCAAGCCAAAAAAGAUACUCCAAAACCAAAAGAAGCUGAAAAACCAAAAGAUUCAAAACCAGAAAGAAAGCCGAUUUCAAGACGACCAAAAGCUGCGUCUCCAAAUGCUCGUCAAGUUGGUAGUCCUCAAAAGAAAAUUAAUGGGGUGCAAAAACCAGAUAGUAUAAUAAAAAAGGCUAAAUUAGAUAAAGAAGGUACUACAGAUUCAAGCACUGUUAGUACACCAUCAGCUGAUCAAGUUAAAGAUUUAACAAAAUUAACCCCCGAAGAAAUAGAACAAUUAAAAGCACAAGAACUUGCCGACUUAAAAGAGGAACAAGAAGUUGUAAAAGAAAUUGAGGCAGUUUUUCGAAAAAGUGAAGGCGAAGAAGAUAACGACACCGAAUUAAGAAAAAUUAAAGAUAUCUCAAUUGAUGAUAAAACAGAACCCGAAGAAUAUCUCAUCAUUGAGAAAGAAGAAGUCGAUUCUUUAGAAAUUAAAGAAGAUGAAACUCAAAAACACGCGAGGGAUAGCGAAGAAUCCGAAAAGCAGAGGAGAUUAAGUGAUGAAGAAAUAAAAGAGAAAGUUGAUGAGGAAAAAAUUAAUAUUGAUGAAGUUGAAAUUAAGAUUGAAAAGGAGAAAAUUGAGGAAGAAAUUAAAGAUGAGGAAAUAAAAGCGAAAAAAUCUGAUGAAAUCGAAGAAAAAAAAGAAGAUACUUUAAAAGAAGGUUCGAUAACGAGUCCGGAAAAAAUUCCUGACGUUGACCAAGAACAAAACGUUGCAUUAGAAUCACAACCCGACGAAAAAUUCUCAACAACAAUUGAAUCUGGCGCCACAACGGCCCCCACACUUCCCGAAGACGAACGAAUCCCAUUGGACGAAAUCAAAGAAGACGAUCAAAUCGAAGAAAAACACGUCAAAGAAGACACGAAAGAAAAAGAUGUCCCGAUCAUCGAAUUACCACCAAAAUCAACCGACAUCGAAGGAUCCCCAAAAAUCCCCCCAACAAUCGGUGGAAUCAAAUUAGAUAAACAAAUAAUAAGAGACAUUGUUAAAACUCCCGAUGAAGUCGCCGAUCUUCCAGUACACGAAGAAGCCGAUAUCGACCAAUACCCAGAUGUUAUGAAAACUAGCUUAAAUGAUAACGAUAAAAAGAAAUUGGGGGAAAUUUCAACGGCUAAAGAUGUUUCUAAAAACGAAGUUGAGUUUCAAAAAUUAGUCGAUAGAGAGGAAGAUGAAAAUAAGUUAAGCGAUGAGAUUAAAGAAAUUAAAGAUAAGGUUCGUGAAAGUAAUUUGAAAGAGUUGGAUGGGAUUUUAAAAGAUUCUGAUGGAUUGAAAGAUGCGCAAGAAAUAGUUAAGGAUAAAGAAGGGGGGAAAGAAUUGGAUGAUGAAUCUAAAGAAGAAGAUGAGUUAAAAGAUGAAAUUAAUGAAAAGGAUAAAAUCGAUUUAAUUAAAGAAAGUGUAAAAGAAGAUGACAAAGAAAUUGUCAAAAAGGAUGUUAAAGAAGAUGAUGCAAAAGAUGCUAAAGAAGUGGUGGAAGAAAUUAGUAAAGAUGAUGUUAAAAUUGAUGCUAAAGAAAGUGAGAUUGAAAUUUCCAAAGAAGAUGGUAAAAAAAUUGGCGAAGGUGAUGUCAAAAUUGAUGCAAAAGAUGAUACCAAAAAAGAAAUUGAUGUUAAAGACGAUGAAACUAAAGUUACCAAAGAAGAAAUCAGCAAAGAUGAUGUCAAAAAGGAUGCCCAAGAAGAUGAAACAGAAAUUACCAAAGAAGAUACCAAAAAAGAUAUCGUGGAAGGGGUCAAAAUUGAUGUUAAAGAAGACGAAACAGAAAUUAUUAAAGAAGAUGGCAAAGAAAUUAGCAAAGAUGACGUCGAAAAAGAAGUCAGCGAUGUCAAAAUGGAUGCUAAACAAGAUGAGAUUGAAAUUACCAAAGAAGAUGACCUCAAAAAGGAUAUAGACGAUGUUAAAAAGGAUGUUAAAGAAGAUGAGGCAGAAAUUAUUAAAGAAGAUGAUGUCAAAAGAGAUGUUAAACAAGAUGAGACAGAAAUUAUUAAAGAAGAUGACAAACAAAUUAGCAAAGAUGAAGUUAAAACAGAUGAGAAAGAAGAUGAGACAGAAAUAACCAAAGAAGAUACCAAAAAAGAUAUCGUAGAAGAUGUCAAAAUUGUUGCUAAAGAUGCUGUGGCGGAAAUUUCCAAAGAAGAUACCAAAAAAGAUGUCGUAGAAGAUGUGAAAGUUGCUGCUAAAGAUGCUGUGACAGACAUUACCAAAGAAGACAUCAAAAUUGAUGCUAAAGAACUUGCGAUGGAAGUUACCAAAGAAGAUACCAAAAAAGAUCUCACGGAAGAUGUUAAAAUUGAUGCUAAAGAUGUUGCGAUGGAAGCUACCAAAGACGAUACCAAAAAAGAUCUCACGGAAGAUGUUAAAAUUGAUGCUAAAGAAGUUGUGAUGGAAGUUACCAAAGAAGACACUAAAAAAGAUCUCACUGGAGAUGUUAAAAUUGAUGCUAAAGAAGUUGCGAUGGAAAUUACCAAAGAAGAUACCAAAAAAGAUCUCACUGGAGAUGUUAAAAUUGAUGCUAAAGAAGUUGCGAUGGAAAUUGCCGCAGAAGAUACCAAAAACGAAAUGUUAGAUGAUGUCAAAAUUGAUGCUAAAGAAGAUACGGCAAAAAUUAUCAAAGAAGAUGACAUAAAAAUUAGUAAAGGUGAUGUUAAAAUCGAUGCCAAAGAAGAUAAACCGGAAGUUAUCAAAGAAGAUGUUAAAAAAGACAUCAUGGGCGAUGUCAAAAUAGAUGCUAAAGAAGAUGUGACAGAAAUUACGAAAGAGGAUGGCAAAGAAAUGAGUAAAGGUGAUGCUAAAGAAGAUACUAUCCAAGAAGAUAUGAAAAAAGAUGUCGCGAGCGAAGUCAAAAUAGAUGUUAAAGAAAGUGCAACUGAAAUUAUUAAAGAAGAUAGCAAAGAAAUUAGCAAAGAUGAUAUCAAAGUGGAUGCCAAGGAAGUUGUGGCAGAAGUUAGCAAAGAAGAUGUUAAAAAAGAUGUCAAAGACGAUGUUAAAAUCGAUACAAAAAAAUAUGAGUCAGAAAUUAUCAAAGAAGAGGAGAAAGUAAUUAGUAAAGAUGAUGUCAAAGUAGAUGCCAAGGAAGUUGUGGCAGAUAUUAGUAAAGAAGAUGUUAAAAAGGAUGUCAAAGAUGAUGUUAAAAUCGAUGCAAAAAAAGAUGAGCCAGAAAUUAGUAAGGAAGACGAGAAAGUUAUUAGUAAAGAUGAUGUCAAAGUAGAUACCAAGGAAAUUGUGACAGAUAUUAGUAAAGAAGAUGUUAAAAAGGAUGUCAAAGACGAUGUUAAAAUCGAUGCAAAAAAAGAUGAGUCAGAAAUUAGCAAAGAAGACGAGAAAGUUAUUAGUAAAGAUGAUGUCAAAGUAGAUGCCAAGGAAGUUGUGACAGAUAUUAGUAAAGAAGAUGUUAAAAAGGAUGUCAAAGACGAUGUUAAAAUCGAUGCAAAAAAAGAUGAGUUAGAAAUUAGCAAAGAAGAUGACAAAGUAACUAGUAAAGAUGAUGUUAAAAUGGAUGCUAAAAAAGUUGAGGCAGAAACUAGUAAAGAAGACGACAAAGCAACUAGUAAAGAAGAUGUUAAAAAGGAUGUCGAAGACGAUGUCAAAAUCGAUACAAGAAAAGAUGAGUUAGAAAUUAGCAAAGAAGAUGAAAAAGUAACUAGUAAAGAUGAUGUUAAAAUGGAUGCUAAAAAAGUUGAGGCAGAAACUAGUAAAGAAGACGACAAAGCAACUAGUAAAGAAGAUGUUAAAAAGGAUGUCGAAGACGAUGUCAAAAUCGAUACAAGAAAAGAUGAGUUAGAAAUUAGCAAAGAAGAUGAAAAAGUAACUAGUAAAGAUGAUGUUAAAAUGGAUGCUAAAAAAGUUGAGGCAGAAACUAGCAAAGAUGAUGUCAAAGUUGAUGCUGAAGUAGUUGAAACAGAAAUUACUAAAGUAGAUGUCAAAAAAGAUGAGACAGAAAUUAGCAAGAAAGAUGAUAAAGUAAUUAGCAAAGAAGAUGUUAAACCCGAUACCAAGGAUGAUGUUAAAGAAGAUGUAAAAAAAGAUGAUGACAUAAAAGAUGAUGACAAAAUAGAUGCCAAAGCAGUUGUUGCAGAAAUUAGUAAAGAGAAUGAUGAAAAAAUUAGCAAAGAUGAUGGUAAAGUUGAUAUCAAAGAGGAUAGCACAGAAAUUAGCGAAGUUGCCAAAGAUGAUAUCAAAGACGAUGGCAAAAAGGAUGUGAAAGAAGAUGACAAAAAUAUUGCUAAAGGACAUGUCAAAAAGGACGUAAGUGAAGAUGACACUGUAAUUGGUAAAGAAGAUGUCAAAUUGGAUACCAAAGACGAUGUUAAAAAAGAUGUGAAGGAAGAUGACAAAGAAAUUAGUAAAGAAGACGUUAAAAAGGAUAUUAAAGACGAUGUUAAAAAAGAUGAAAAGGAUGAUGGCAAAGAAAUUAGUAAAGAAGAGAUUACAAAAGAGACCGUAGAAAUUAUUAAAGAAGAUGUUAAAAAAGAUGGCAAAGAUGAUGACAUAGAAAUUACCAAAGAAGAUGUCAAAAAGGAUAUUAAAGAUGAUGUUAAAGUGGAUGAUAAAAAAGAUGCGACAGAAGUUAGCAAAGAAGAUGUGAAAGUAGAUGCUAAAGAAAGUGAGGCAGAAAUUAUCGCAGAUGAUGUUAAAAAGGAUAUCAAAGAUGAUGUUAAAGUGGAAUCCAAAACAGAUGUCACAGAAGUUAGUAAAGAAGAUGUUAAAAUAGAUGCUAAAGAAAGUAAGACAGAAAUUAUGAAAGAUGAUGUGAAAAAGGAAAUCAAAGAUGAUGUUAAAGUGGACGCCAAGAAAGAUGCAACAGAAGUUAGCAAAGAAGAUGUGAAAGCAGAUAUCAUGAGUGAUGUCAAAAUAGAUGCUAAAGAAAGUAAGACAGAAAUUAUCAAAGAUGAUGCCAAAAAGGAUAUCAAAGAUGAUGUUAAAGUUGAUACCAAAAAAGAUGCGACAGAAGUUAGCAAAGAAGAUGUCAAAGCAGAUAUCAUGGACGAUGUCAAAAUAGAUGCUAAAGAAAGUGGGACAGAAAUUAUCAAAGAUGAUGUUAAAAUGGAUGCCAAAAAAGAUGCGACAGAAGUUAGCAAAGAAGAUGUUAAAGAAAGUGAGAAUAAAAUGGUCAAAAUAGAUGCUAAAAAAGAUAUAGCAGAAAUUAGUAAAGAAGAUAUCAAAAAAGAUGUCAAAAUUGAUGCUAAAGAAAUUAGCAAAGAAGAUGUCAAAAUAGAUUCCAAAGGAGGCGAGGAAGGAAUUAUCAAAGAAGAUGACAAAAAGGACGAAAAAAAAGAUGAUCAAGAAAUUAAAAAGGAAGAUACUAUAAAGGAGGUCAAAGAAGACGAUAAAGAAGAAAAAUUAGAAGUUAAAGAUAAGAUUGUACAAGAAGAUAAACUUCCAAAAGAUAAAAUAAGCGAUGCUAAAGAAGAAAUGAAAGAAUCAGUGAGCAAAGACAUCAAAGAUGAUGUUAAGGCAGAUCUUAAAACAGAAAUUGAAGAAAAAGUAGACACCAAAACUGAGAUUGAAAAACCAAAAGAUAUCGAAGAUAAAGAAGAAAUUAAAGAAGCCGUUAAAGAUAUUAAAGAUCAAAUAAACGAUGAUAUUAAAGACGUAAAAGAUGAAGUUAAUGAGGUGAUUAAAGAUGCCAAAGAAAUUAAAGAAAAAGUUGAUGAGAAGAAAGAUGAUGAAAAAGUUGUUGUUGAUGAUCGUGGUCCAACUCCUCCAAAAGAUGAGUCUAAAGAAGAAAAAGAGAAAAUGAUGGUGUCAGAAAAUGAUGCAAAAUCAGAACCUUCAAAAGAUGGUUCAAUGGACUCUACUGAAGAUGUUAAGCAAGAUGCAAAAGAAGUUAAAAUUGAAAAAUUAGAAUUUGAAAAAAUUGAUUCUAAAGAUGUCCAAAAAAAGCCUGAAAUGUCUUCUGAACAAACUGUUCAAACGUACUGGGAAGCUGAAAUAAUUGAUAAAAUUGAUUUAGGAAGGAAAUCCCUCAAAGAACGGGAAGAUGUCGCGAAAAUAGUCGCAAGCGUAGCUGAGGUGCUAAAAUCUGAUGCUCCAUUAGAAGAAUUUGAAGGUAAAAUUCCAUUAAAUAUAACACCAUUUCCUCAAUACACCACUUCUUACACCACAGAAUUAAGAGAAACCCACAUCACAACGUUAGAUUCCCCAGUUGCAGAAUCAAAAAUAAUCAAAGAAGUUAUCCAUGAAGUCGACGAGGAGAGAAGAGAUUCAAAAGCUUCUGAUUUAAUUAAAGAAUCCCAAGAAUUAAUGGCAGCCACUUCACGGAUGAUCAAAGAUAUUAAAACUAAAAGUGAUGACUUAGAGAGUGCUUCUGAUUCUGGAACUGUUCAUAGAAUGUUGGUUACUGCUUCCAGUGAAGAUGGAGGUGAAGAAAUCGAAAUUUGCCCGAAAGGAUCGAUCACCUUCUCGAAAAGCUCCGAGAGUUCCGGAAAAUCAACUCCCGAAAUCAAAAUAUCUGAUUAUGAAAAAUCAGAAAUCGAAGUUAGCGAGAAAAAAAUUAUGAAAUCAGAACAAUCAAGAAUAUCUCCAGACAAAUCAGAAAAAUCAAGUCCGGAAGAUAAAGAGAAAUCGCCAUCACCAGAUUCUGGUUUAACAGAAACAACUAAAGAUAAAAAAUCAGAACCGGAAAGUAAAGAAAUUGCUGAUUCUGGAAGAUCAACCCCAGAAAUAGACGAUGCUAAAAGUUUGGCAACGUUAGAAGCUCCCCAUAUAAAAGCAGCUUCAGAUUCAGGGAGAUCCACCCCUGACACAAAAAGCUUAGAAGAAACCAAGCAAAUCGAUGAAGAAAUAAAACCAUCAACUCAAGUUUUGCCCCAAGACCACGAAAAAAUGCGAGGCUCAAUUACCGAAAUAUCAGAAACUUUAACUUCAAUAACCGAAUUAAGAGAUAAAUCUUCGAGCAAAUCCGAUUCAUCUUGCGAAAAAAUUUCCGAUCAAUUUGAAAAGUCGGGAAAAUCAACACCAGAUGUGACCCAAUCGAUAAUGUCUGGAAAAUCAACCCCCGAUAUGAAAACGGAAGACUCGAAGUGUUCAACUCCCGAUUUGAAAGAGUUUGUAAGUUCUGGACAAUCGUUAAAAGACGAACUGAAAGAGGCAGGCGAACGAAAGGAUUCGUUCUCGACGAAAUCAGACGAAAUCCCACCUUCUUAUGAUUCUUGUCAAAUCAAAGAUAAAGGAGAUGAGAAAACUGAAAAGACUGAUGAGGUUAAACAAACCGAAGAUACGAUUGAAAAGUCUGAGAGUGAUUUGAAGGAGGACCAAAAUGAAAAGUUACUUUUGAAAGAUAAAGAGGAUAAUAUUCUUAAACCAAUAAAAGAUGAGUUGCAAAAAGAUAAAUUACAAGAAGAUGAAAAAAUUAGAACACCAUCUCCUAGCUUGCAAGAAGAUGAUUUAGAGAGGAAAUCGUCGAUUUGUGGGAAGAUUGAGGAAAGAAAAACAUCUAUAGUUGAAAAAAGUGAUGAAUUAAUUUGUGGCAAGGAGGAUAAAAAGGAAGAAAAGCUACCUAAAGAUUCUUUGGGUGACACAAAAGAAAUUUCCAUUGGCGAAUUGAAAGAUGAGAAGUCAAGGAGCCCAUCUCCUGGUUUGCAGAAAGAUGGGAGUCCAGAAAAAAAAGAUUCCAUAAUUGAACCAAGACUUUCGAAAGAUGGAAUAUCAGAAAAGAUUGCCGAGAAAAGAUUGUCCAUAAGUGAAGAGAAGUCAAGAAGUCCAUCUCCUGGUUUCCAGAAAGAGGGGAUUCCAGAUAAAAAAGAUUCUAUAGUUGAGACGAAAGAUGAAGAAAUGUCGAAAAGUCCAUCUCCUGGAUUACAGGAAGAUGGAAUGCCUGAAAAGAUGGAAAUUGGCGAAAAAAGAUUAUCUAUAACUGAUGAGAAAUUAAGAAGUCCAUCUCCUGGUUACCAAAAAGAUGGGAGUCCAGAUAAAAGAGACUCUGAGAUGAAAGAUGAAGUAUCAACAAGUUCAUCUGUUGGAUUACAAAAAGAGGGAGUACCAGAAAAGACUGAAAGUGAUGAAAAGUCAAAAAGCCCAUCUCCUGGUCUCCAGAAAGAUGAACCAAUACUUUCCAGUGGUGAGGUGAAAGAUGAAGUUUCAAGAAGUUCAUUACAAAAAGAUGGAAUGCCGGAAAAGAUAGAAAUUGCCGAGAAAAGAUUGUCCAUAAGUGACGAAAAGGAAAAAAGUUCAUCUCCUGGUCUCCAGAAAGAUGAACCAAUACUUUCCAGUGGUGAGGUGAAAGAUGAAGUUUCAAGAAGUUCAUUACAAAAAGAUGGAAUACCGGAAAAGAUAGAAAUUGCUGAGAAAAGAUUGUCCAAAAGUGACGAAAAGGAAAAAACUCCAUCUCCUGGUUUGCAAAAAGAUGGGAGUACAGAAAGGAAAGAUUCCAUAACUGAACCAAGACGUUCCAGUGGUGAUGAAGUGUCGAAAAGUUCAUCUCCGGGAUUGCAAAAAGAUGAAAUACCAGAAAUUGCUGAAAAAAGAUUGUCCAUAAGUGACGAAAAGACAAAAAGUUCAUCUUCUUGUUUGCAAACAGAUGAGAGUUCAGAAAAAAAAGAUUCCAUAACUGAACCAAGACGUUCCAGUGGUGAUGAAGUGUCGAAAAGUUCAUCUCCGGGAUUGCAAAAAGAUGAAAUACCAGAGAUUGUUGAAAAAAGAUUGUCUAUAAGUGACGAAAAGGCAAAAAGUUCAUCUCCUGGUUUGCAAAAAGAUGGGAGUCCAGAAAGGAAAGAUUCCAUAUCUGGAAAAACACUUUCUAUUUCAGAGGCGAAAGAUGAAAAAGUGGAAAUUAGCGAAAAAAGAUUGUCCAUAAGUGAUGAAAAGGCAAUAAGUUCAUCUCCUGGUUUGCAAAAAGAUGGGAGUCCAGAAAGGAAAGAUUCCAUAUCUGGAAAAACACUUUCUAUUUCAGAGGCGAAAGAUGAACAAGUGGAAAUUAGCGAAAAAAGAUUGUCCAUAAGUGAUGAAAAGGCAAUAAGUUCAUCUCUUGGUUUGCAAAAAGAUGGGAGUCCAGAAAGGAAAGAUUCCAUAAUUGGAACAACACUUUCUGUUUCAGAGGCGAAAGAUGAAAAAGUGGAAAUUAGCGAAAAAAGAUUGUCCAUAAGUGAUGAAAAGUCACAAACUCCAUCUCCAGGUUUGCAGAAAGAUGGAACACCAGAAAGGAAACUUUCCAUCAUCGAAUUACAAAAAGAUGCAAUCGGAAAAAUAGAUGAGAAACGUCUUUCUAUAAGUGACGAUAAACCAAGAGGUUUCCAAAAAGAUGAAAUGGCUGAAGAAAAAUCAAAAACCCCUUCACCACCUAUCCCUAAAUCGGAUCUUUCCAUCUCUGAAGAAAAAUGUAUUCUCAAAGAAGGAAAAAUUGAAGAACAAGAUAAACAAGAUGGUUCACCUGGUGUUCAACAAAGUGCAACAAUAAUUAAAGAAACAUCGCAAGUGAUAGAAGAGAAAUUAUCAACAUCAUCAUCUUCUGAAUUAAAAGAUGAAAAGUCUACAACAUCAACAGAAGAAUCUGUUUUAUCUGAAAAAAUUAAAUCAGGAAUUGAAGAUAAAGAUAUAAAGGAAAUUAAAGAUGUUAAGGAAAUUAAAGAUGUUAAAGAAAUAAAAGAUGUUAAAGAUAUUAAGGAAAUUAAAGAUAUUAAAGAACAUAAAGAUAGUUCCUCAUGUGUUGAAGUUGAUGGAAAAGAAGAAAAAUCAUUACAGGGUGGUUUAAAAGUAGAAGAGAAAUCGGAAGAAAAUAAAAAACUAGAAUCUAGUCUAAAAAGUGAUAUUAUAUCAUCCCCAGUUCCUCAAAUAACUUCAAAAGACCAACCUAAAGAAAUAAAAUCAACAAGUGCAAUCCUAAAUAUUGUUGAAGAUACAUUAAAAGAAUUAGAUGGAUUAAUUGAGAAUAAAGAAAUAAAAAUAAAAAAGGAAGAAGUUAAGAUUGAAGAAUUAAAAAUGAUUGAAACUGAAGCCAAAUCGUCUGUGAUAGUAGAAGGUAUAGGAAAGGAAGAAAAGAAGACUGAAGAAGACUCAGGUUUAAAGACUGGCUUAGAUGAUUUAAAGAAAAAAGAUCCGAUCGCUGUAACGACGGAUUUUCUAACGACUGAAAUAGCGAAAAUGCAAAAAGAGUUGGGUUACGCGGGAACUUCGAAAGAUGAAACGUUGAGUUUGAGUGGAAAAUCAACGCCGGAUAUCGCCGACGUUGAACGGAUCAAAGAAAUCCAAGAAACGUUGAAAUACGAGAAACAUAUCCCGGGUCAUUCUACGCCACCCACAGUGCCUGUUAGCCCGAUCGUUAAAGAUUUAUCACAACAGGUUGAGCAAAAACCAAUUUCAGAAGCAAAAUUUAAAGAAGAUUUAAGAAGUUCAACUCCCGGUAGUGAUGACUUCGAACAAAGCGAUUUUAGCUCGAGUCAAAUGUCCAGGGUACCAAAUUUAUUAGAAGAUAGAGAUAGCGAAGACGAAGACAUCCUAGGAUCUCCAACUUCCGUCACAUCCCAAUUGGGGCACUCCCCCCAAUACGAAUUCGAACCCGAGAAAAAGGAUCAAAUGACUUCUUCGUUUUAUGGAACUCUCCCAUCAGAUCCCACAUACAAACCCGGAAGAUUCCUAGAAGACUCCGAUUUAGACUUUGAAAAAGCUAUGCAAGAACACCGACAAGCUCGCGGAGAAGAUUUAGCCGCGACAUCUUUUGACAAACCAAAAAGUGUUAAAAAAGAGGAAAGUUUGAUGACGUCGAGUUUUAUCGGGGAAUUACCAACUCAUAAAGAAGAAGAAAAGAAAGACGAAAAGAAGAAGGAUCCCAUUGAAUCGUGGGGGAAACCCUUAGGGUUGCCGAGCCCCGCGCCUCCAUCAGACAAUAAAGGAACGCCGAAGAAAGAAAAGAAACUCCCUGCUAACGUUACAGCCAAAAACAAAUUAAACGAUGAUAAAAAACGGUCGGAAUCGCCAUCGAAGUAUGAUAAAAAGAAAAAAUUAAAUCCUAUUUAUGUUGAUUUAACUUACGUUCCUCAUCAUGGAAACUCCAAUUAUUCUUACGUUGAUUUCUUUAAACGAAUUCGUGCAAGAUAUUAUGUUUUUUCGGGUAUCGAACCGAGCAAAGAAGUUUAUAACGCUUUAUUAGAAGCGAAACAAAGUUGGGAAGAUAAAGAAUUGGAAGUAACAAUAAUUCCAACUUAUGACACUGACGUGCUUGGUUAUUGGGUGGCAGAAAACGAAGAACUCCUAACGAAAUACAAAAUUGAUUUGUCUCCAUCAGCCAGUCGUUGCACUAUCAAUUUGCAAGAUCACGAAACAUCGUGUUCGGCUUAUAGAUUGGAAUUUUAAGUGUUAAAGAAGAAAAAAUCGAGAUGAAACAACGAUCAGAAAAGAACCACAAAAACAUCAAAAAUGAAUUUAAAAAAAUAUGUUUGAGAUAAAAAUUCUAAAAGAUUAUUCCAUAAAAGAUAUCAUCCAAAAAAUUCAACGUCCUUCUUAUUAAAAAAAAAAAGAAACAAGUUUAUAAAGAAAAAAAGUUUUUAAAAAACUUUAAAACACGUCCAUUUUUUCUUUUUUAAGAACAUCCAAAGUAUACAAAAGAAAAAGUAACUUUUAAAAGGAAAUUUAAGACAAAAAAAAAUUACAGUAAACUCUUCCCACAUUUCAAAAGUAAUCUCUUCACUCUAAUAACGUAAUAAAUAAUAAGAUAAGAAGAUGAAAAAAGAAAAACAUGAUAACUUAAACGUAUAAAAAAAAAGUAGGAUAAGAAUUAGUCCUUAUAGAGUUUUUAGGAAAGGUGUGAUGAUGGAAAAACGACGAGCUUCGAGGAAACUUAGAAUUGAUGAGAUCAACUAGCAAAGAAAAAUCCUUAGGAUGAAAGAAAAAUCCAAAACGUAUUGAUCUGAUUGUUGCCAUUCGAGACAAAUUUAAAGUCGUACCGACAAUC
Molecule: messenger RNA, 13771 nt
Organism: Onthophagus taurus
Lineage: Eukaryota; Metazoa; Arthropoda; Insecta; Coleoptera; Scarabaeidae
Source: RefSeq, a predicted model, not a curated record